Chaetomium globosum CBS 148.51 is the source of this 2796-nucleotide messenger RNA. RefSeq lists its product as uncharacterized. The record is from RefSeq and is a predicted model, not a curated record. The coding region runs from base 1 to 2796 and encodes 931 amino acids. The transcript has 2 exons. NCBI's taxonomy places the organism in Eukaryota, Fungi, Ascomycota, Sordariomycetes, Sordariales, Chaetomiaceae.
AUGGCGGCAAAACUUCAAAUUCACACGCCAUACGUGCUUCAGGCACUUCCGCGCCCGCUCAAUGGCUCAGAUGGCUUGGGUCGCUAUCUCGCGGGAGAUGUGUUUGGUCAGAAACAAGACGAUAAGCGGCGCAAAAGGACGGAGCUCGCCGUAGCGAUUGACGGCGUUGCCGUAUACAUAUACGAUAUCAUCUCCUCCCAAGCUGUCACAUCCUACCUGAUUUCACCUCAGUCCGUCUUCACCUGCGCGCCGUAUUCCCUUCGUUGGCGGCCGGCAUCGUCCAAGACGGCUACACGUUACACCUACGUUUCGCUUUUGACGAGCGACGCAUCCUCUUCUUCCUCGAAGCGGGAGAUUAAGCUAUUCAAAGAGGAGACCUCCGGGGCGGGCACGACAACAGCGAUCCCGGUUUCUCAUGCUCUCCGCUGCGAUGCGCCCAUUGUCAACCUUUUCGCCAGCUCACCCCGGAGUUCGAAAACAAACCUCGCGAGCGACGAAUCCUCCGAUCACGACCUGGUUGUCUUGGCUGCUGAUGGCACGAUUUUGUGUUUGAAUGGGGAGACACUCGAGGAGCGGUGGCAGGUGUCGUCGUCGGCGCUAUCUAAAGAACUCCUUGCGGGUUCGAAGUCGGAGCUUCGUGUUGACUUCGCUCAGCCUACGUUGGCGGCCGACGUAGUUGAUGGACUUUUUGAUGGUAGGAACGAAUUGUUUGGCGUCUUCCAGGAGAAGAUUCACCGCGAUGGCUUCAACCCAGAUUUCCUAAUCGUAAUCACCUCGGACAAAUUGUCCCAGAGGCGGCACUUGCACGUCCUGGCAUUGCCCUCGGAAAGGGAGGCACAGCAGACGAGCAACGAGCGUCUCAUUUCGGUGUUUGCUGCUCCUCUUCCGGUCGAAGUAGAUUGCGCCAGAUACCAGCUCGACGUCAGAUCCGGAACGCUACAAACGCUAUCUGGGGGCACGAUCACCACAUACGGUUUCAACAAUGGCAUACCCCGACUCGAAAACAAGCUGCAAGUCUCAGGCCUAACCUCGUUCCUUCGAUUAUCGAAGACAUCCGUCCUUACAGCAUCAGCUGAUGGCUUCUCGGUCUACAACCCGAUCUACCGGUCGCUCCAGGCCAGCACCCCCGCCGAUGCCGAGGCACCAGAAGAUGCGGCUGGGGCAUUCGAGUUCGUUACCUAUCUCGCGAGUCGGGAGAUCGCCGUCUGUCUCCGUGGAUCGAACCUCGCCGCGGUCCAAAUUGAAGCGCCGAAGAACCGGACCACGAAGCGUCGCGCAGAAGGUUUGCUGACAGAUGCGAUUCGUCGCGGCAUUUCUCGAGAUGUCUCUGAUCAAAAGCGAGCUCGGGCGGACCAUCCCGCUUCUGCCGUCCUCGCGGAGCCUGGGUUUGGUUCGGCAGAGGCAUCGUGGCCGGAAUGGCAAAGCAAAUCCGUACAGGCAGACGAGCUUCUUCACAAUAACGACCUCCGCUCUUGGGAAGAGCUCUUAGCAGAAGCUUUCAAGGUCCCUAUCAAGUCAGGCGAGCCUGAGGUUGAGAAAGGAGCGCUGACGAAUGGAACUGCUUCCCCGACUCACCUCUCGGAAUGGGUAUGGCCCUCGUCAAGGGCUGAGUAUCCGCGCGUUGAUAGGCGUUGGGUCUUCUAUGCCAUCAACAAAACCUUUACUUGGAACGAACAGAGCUAUGACUCAAACGCCUCACGGUUGGCAUGUCGCCUCCCAGACAGCAACGUCCUCAGUUAUCUUGUGGAUGCUGGACACCUGUCGACACCAAACAUCAAAUCGGCAUUUAGGGACGAGGUUCGUGAAGUGAAUGAGGCCGAAGACAUCAUCGGGACGGAAAUUCCCGUUCUGUUAGCUGAGGCCGAUCCUACGAUGCAGCUCCUUUUAGGGUACCUAUCAGGGACGCAGCUUGGAUCGACGGAGCUGGUGUCUUCCAUCAAACUUCUGCUCCGGAGCCUGGGUUUGUUCGAGGAUUCCUCCAAGAUUUUGAUGCGGCUCACAGAGAACGGCGAAGAGCCACACGCGCAAGAGAAUGAAGCAAUCACCAUGGAGUUGGAUCGAGCGGAGGAGGAGUUACAAAUCACGGAACACUACUUGGGCGGGCACCGGACAAGAGGCUUGGGGAUUGCUUUUAGCAAAUUGGCAGCGUGUCCCGCGGUGGCGACGGUCCAGAGCCUUCGCCGUCUCUUCAAACCUGAGGAGACUAUCGGUUUGAUGAAUGUGUUGCGGGCUGAGCUCAUUAAGGACGGCUGGACUACACGCUAUCUCGACCGCACUGGAGUCGACCAGAGUGAAAUCGAAGCGCCUCCUGAUGGGAGCAUCCAGCUCAUCGCAGAUCUCAUGUCUAGAUGUAUCGACUCCGUGGGCCUGGGUGGAUGGAUGGCUUCGGAUACCAUGCUCGCAAGCUCACGCAGCCAAGAGGACUCGGCCGAUUUCUUUAGCCAGUUCCAGGCCGAAGUCAGUGUGGCCCUGGAAGGCAUCAUGGAGGCCGUGCAUCUGCAAGGGGCUCUAGCGGAGGCAGUCAGCUACGCAAAAAGGGCGAGGAAAGCACUUGUGGGCUCGGCUAAGGCCAAGACGGUAUCUCUGCCCAUUUCCGAGGAACUUCCGCUGGGGCUCAAGACAGACACCCGCGUUUCCACGGAGAGGGUCAGGUCAGGCGGCGAAAUCGUCCCUCGGAGUAGCAGACAGGUUGGUCACUUUGUUAGCAAGAAGCGGGGAAUCUACUCGGUGCAUCGGAUAUCGGAGGAGACACUGCAGGGUGGAGCUGGCGCCACUGUCGUUCAGGAAGCCCGCUGA